Messenger RNA from Solenopsis invicta (red fire ant), 3201 nucleotides. RefSeq lists its product as uncharacterized. The transcript is spliced from 11 exons. The record is from RefSeq and is a predicted model, not a curated record. NCBI's taxonomy places the organism in Eukaryota, Metazoa, Arthropoda, Insecta, Hymenoptera, Formicidae. Bases 674 to 1795 code for a protein of 373 amino acids.
UUAUAGGUUAGAACACGUUGUGCACAUAUUUAUAAUACAGAGGUACUUUCCGUUUCACGCACGAUGCGCAUAAUGCAUCGUUUAUCCUUGUUAUUCAUCGAGUGUUAAUAAACAAGGAUAAACGAUGCAUUAUGCGCAUCAUGCCUGAAACGGAAAAUAUCCUCCGACUGAUUGUAGACCGGCCCUAAAUCUCUUUCUGCUUCCACAGCUCCCGCUAGUGCCAUCGUGUCACGAUCGUGCGACGUGAUCGCGACGUUUAGAAGACCGCGCCCGUCCGUGGAAGAUCGUGUGUAUCACGUUCGCGGGUGUCUCGUGCGCGCAACGUCUCGUCGCUCGUGAAAGGACGCGACGCCGGCAAAAGAGUCGAGGACGUGGCUUUGAUUCGCUCUCGUACGAGAGCUAGAUAACUUAAAGGUAAAGACCCGCGCUCGUCCGUGGGAGAUCGUGAUCGUGAACCGUGUUCGCGGGUGUCUCGUGCGCGCAACGUCCCGUCGCUCGUGAAAGGACGCGACGCCGGCAAGAGAGUCGAGGACGUGGCUUUGAUUCGCUCUCGUACGAGAGCUAGAUAACUUAAAGCAUUUUAUCUGUGAGUGACCACAACUGCAUCAUGCCAAAGGAUAUACGAUUUUGAUAUCUUGGAUUCUGAAGGUUAUCAAAAGAUCGCAAGGCAAGAAUGUCGAAUUACAAUUAUGCGGUUGUACAGUUCCCCGCAGACCAAACAUAUUCAGAAAUACCAAUAACAUGGCUUAAAGAAGAUGACUCGCAGUGCUGGUGGCCGCCUAGAACAUCAAACUGUCCGCAGAUGAUUGCAAACUGUGAAAGUCCGGAUUAUAAAACAUGGGCCACUUAUAAAAUAAACGUCGUAAAAUUGUGCACAUCUCUUGAAUCAGCACGAAAACAUGCAGCAGAUUCACAAUAUCAGACGACCGAUGAAGACGGGUUAGGAAGAGGACAAAGGCCACAUGUUCCAUAUAAUCGUUUCAGUAGUGACGCAGAAGAGUGCUCAACAAACAAACCUCGAAAGUAUGUAAAAAAAAAACAAGUCGACAUUGUUACUUCUAGGCCACCAUCGUGCCCUGAAAAUUUUGGCUUAUCUGAAAAAGGAGCAAACCGCGAAUAUAGACAAGUUACAACGUCACAACAAGAACAAGACAAUCAAUCUUCAGGAUUUAAGGAAACUUGGCAAGAUGUACCCGUAAUAAAUUUUGUGUCUCCAUUGCGUGCUCAACAAGCUCUACAGCAGAAGAAUGACGAUAUUUCUCAUAUAAAACGCUGCCUACAGCGACUCUUACAAAUGCAAGCAGCAUCAAAUUUAACUCUCAAGGACAUAAAACAACGACAAAUAAAACUAGAAAAUGUUAUCAAAAGCAUUACACCCAUUAGAUUAAAACCAUUGGAUAGUGAUGACAGUUUGAUUGUGGAAUUAUUACCGUUGGCCACAAUAAAUAAUAUGAAAGAAUUUGAUUCUUUAUUAAAAACUUCAAACGAAGCAGUGACGCAAUUUAAACAAUUUUUAUUAAAAAUCGGAGGAAAUAAUCCGAGGGAUAAUAUACAUCGUAUUCUAAAAAAGAUUUUUACCAACGAGUGUGCUGUAAACUGCUCUUGGAAGGGUGUACGAAAAAAUUUCCAGCUGGACAAUUUACAUUUCAUAAAAAUGAUAAGACGACAUAUUACUUCGCACCAUAUGACGCUCACAGAAUCCGAAUUUGAUAACAUAGCGGCUGAAUGGAUCCGCUUCGCAAAACAGCGUAAGAUAAGAGAAAAAAAAGAGAAGGAUAAGGAGAACAAAACUUAAGGAGCCGUUGAAGGAGAUCAAGUGGUGCGGUAGCGUCAAUCCAUGCUCGGAGAGUAAGCCGAUCAUCGACUAUCAUUGAUAGUCAACGUGUUUAAUUCAUAAACAAUGUCUGAUAUUUUAAAGAGAAAUUCGAAUAGCUGACUCGCGUCGUAUCGCGUUUCCGCUUGUAUCACUGAAAUGCAUUUGAAACUCGAUUUUCACUCCGAGCGCACGGCGUUUCGAUCUUUUUUUGUUUUUGAAAUGAUUGAACAAUCGGCAUUGUUUGUUUGUUGUGCGGAAUAUUUCUACAAGGAGAUAGUGCCAGCACUCCUCGUUUGGACCAGUGGGUGCUGGGACUGUCCUCUGUCGAGGACAAAGUCCGCAUUGGUCGAUGUCCUUGAUCCAGCUUUGACCAGUGGGUGCUGGAACUGUUCCUUUUAGGAAUAGAGUCCGCACUAGCCUAUAAAUCUUCUAGAGGAACACGAAUACAUCUCCUUUUGAUGUCCACUAGACAAGCAUGCUCGUAAAAUGAUUCAGAAGAGAUUAUUAAACUACAGGUAUAAGUCCGAUAAACGCGUUAUGAUAAAGUGAGGGAUAGUAUAAGUUAUAUAUUAUAAGAUAAUUAUAAGUAUCAAUAUUACUUGUCAUAUAAUUCUGAAAUUUGAAUCACAUUGUCGGUGUUCAAAAUAUCUUAUGUUCAUUGAACCGCUAGUAAAAUUUUUUCUUUUUUUACGAACGCAAUUUGAUUUUCUUUUUACAAAGUUGUGAUUGAAAAUCAGAGAUUGUACAAUUGACUAGUUUUACGCGUUAUGAUAAAGUGAGGGAUAGUAUAAGUUAUAUAAGUUAAUUAUAAGUAUCAAUAUUAUUUGUCAUACAAUUCUGAAAUUUGAAUCACAUUGUCGGUAUUCAAAAUGUCUUAUGUUCAUUAAACCGCUAGUAAAAUUUUUUCUUUUUUUACGAACGCAAUUUGAUUUUCUUUUUACAAAGUUGUGAUUGAAAAUCAGAGAUUGUACAAUUGACUAGUUUUACUUUUUAUAGAGAAUUGGCUGGUGGACUCCGCAACAAAAACAGAUUCAUGUCUGAUGCUUAUAAUAGCAUAUACAUAUGUGCAAUUACAGCCUAUAUUUAAUUAUACAACAACAAUAGAUCUGUUUAAAUUGAAGAAUGUGGAAGCCACCAGCCAAUAUGAAAUUUAGAUUUUGGAAUAUAUGUGAUAUAUACCAAAGAUUUUAUAUAUGAGGAAUCCUUGAAUGAUCCUUGACUGGAUCAAUAUGUAUUGUGAUAAAAAGCUAUGAUUAACCAAAAAUGUUCAUUAACCAAAUAAGAAAAAUGUUAUAUAUUAAUAUAAUAUAUGUACAAAAAUAUAAUAUAUAUUUUCUACAUGUUUUGAGUGCAAAAUAUAUCUAAUAAAAUAUGAUUACUCAAUA